GCCCCCUCAGCUGUAGCCCAGCCGGCUUCAGCGUCGCCGCCAUCUUUGUUGAUGUGUCAGCUCCGUGGGGGCUUGGGGAUUCCGCGGCUUAGGGAGGGAGGCGUCGGCUCUGUUUCUUACAGCGGUCUUUUCCUCCCACUCCUGGCUGGUCGGACCCCGCUAUGGAAAAGUUGGCCCCUGAGCCAGAGCUCCAGCGGCCUCGUUAGGGUGUGGCCUGAGGCUUGGAGAAGGAGGAAAGAGGCCUGGAUUUGGAGUCAGAACAUCUGGAUUAGAAUCAUUCUUUCACUUGAUAAUCUUGUUACCUAUGGGAAUCAGAAGAGAGAAUAUAGUAAAAAUAUGCAGUACAGUCCCAGUCCCAGAUGUAAACGAAGAUCAGGAGCAGAUUUGAAGUACAAAGUGAAUUGGUGCCAGUCAGCAUGUCAGAGACAGACCUCAUAGCCUCUACUUCCUCUGAUAAGAAUGUUGGGAAAACAUCUGAAUUAAAGGAAGACUCAUGCAAUUUGUUUUUUGGCGAUGAAAGGAGCAAAUUAGAAAAUGAGUGUAAACUGUUGUCACUAAACUUUGAUAAAACUUUAUGUCAACCUAAUGAGCAUAAUAAUCCAAUUGAAGCCCAGGAAAUUUAUAUUCCAGAUCAUGGUGGAGGUGAGGAUUCUUAUGCCAAAACAGACAUAGGCCCAGAAAAUUCUGAACAAAUAUCCAAUUUUCCUAGAGGAAAUUUUGCUAAACAAGUUUCAAAAACAAAUGAAACAGAACAGAAAGUAACACAAAUAUUGGUGGAAUUAAGGUCAUCUACAUUUCCAGAAUCAGCUAAUGAAAAGACUUAUUCAGAAAGCCCAUAUGAUACAGACUGCACCAAGAAACUUAUUUCAACAAUAAAGAGAGUUUCAACAUCAGAGGAUUUGCUGGAAGAAAUAGAAUCUGAGCUCUUAUCUACAGCAGAGUUUGCAGAACAUCGAGUACCAAAUGGAAUGAAUAAGGGAGAACAUGCAUUAGUUCUGUUUGAAAAGUGUGUGCAAGACAAAUACUUGCAGCAGGAACAUACCAUAAAAAAGUUAAUUAAAGAAAAUAAGAAGCAUCAGGAGCUCAUCGUAGACAUUGGUUCAGAAAAAGACAAUUUAAGAGAAGAACUAAAAAAAAGAACAGAAACAGAGAAGCAGCAUAUGAACACAAUUAAACAGUUAGAAUCAAGAAUAGAAGAACUUAAUAAAGAAGUUAAAGCUUCCAAAGACAAACUAGUAGCUCAAGACAUUGCAGCUAAAAAUGCAGUUCAGCAAUUACACAAAGAGAUGGCCCAACGGUUGGAACAGACAUUUUACCCCUUCCUAAAGGUAACUACUGAUGCCAGUUUCCUGUCCUUCAAUACCUAUCUCAAGUAUAGCAUCUUUUACCCUUCCUGCCAACUCCUCCCAGGGAAUGCCAACAAGAAAUGUGAAGAGGCACGCCAAGAAAAAGAAGCAAUGGUAAUGAAGUAUGUAAGAGGCGAGAAGGAAUCUUUAGACCUUCGAAAGGAAAAAGAGACACUUGAGAAAAAACUUAGAGAUGCAAAUAAGGAAUUUGAGAAAAACACUAAUAAAAUUAAGCAGCUUUCUCAGGAGAAAGGACGGUUGCACCAGCUGUAUGAAACUAAGGAAGGUGAAACAACUAGACUCAUCAGAGAAAUAGACAAAUUAAAAGAAGACAUUAACUCUCACAUCAUCAAAGUAAAGUGGGCACAAAACAAAUUAAAAGCUGAAAUGGAUUCACACAAGGAAACCAAAGAUAAACUCAAAGAAACAACAACAAAGUUAACACAAGCAAAGGAAGAAGCAGAUCAGAUACGAAAAAACUGUCAGGAUAUGAUAAAAACAUAUCAGGAGUCAGAAGAAAUUAAAUCAAAUGAGCUCGAUGCAAAGCUUAGAGUCACAAAAGGAGAACUUGAAAAACAAAUGCAAGAAAAAUCUGACCAGCUAGAGAUGCAUCAUGCCAAAAUAAAGGAACUAGAAGAUCUGAAGAGAACAUUUAAGGAGGGUAUGGAUGAGUUACGAACACUGAGAACAAAGGUGAAAUGUCUAGAAGAUGAACGGUUAAGAACAGAAGAUGAAUUAUCAAAAUACAAGGAAAUUAUUAAUCGCCAAAAAGCUGAAAUUCAGAAUUUAUUAGACAAAGUGAAAAUUGUAGAUCAGCUACAAGAGCAGCUUCAAAGAGGUAAACAAGAAAUUGAAAAUUUGAAGGAAGAAGUGGAAAGUCUUAAUUCUUUGAUUAAUGACCUACAAAAAGACAUUGAAGGCAGUAGGAGAAGAGAAUCUGAACUACUACUGUUUACAGAAAGGCUCAGUAGUAAGAAUGCACAGCUUCAGUCUGAAUCUAAUUCUUUGCAGUCACAAUUUGAUAAACUUUCCUGUAGUGAAAGUCAAUUACAAAGCCAGUGUGAACAAAUGAAACAGACAAAUAUUAAUUUGGAAAGUAGGUUGUUUAAAGAGGAAGAACUGCGAAAAGAGGAAGUGCAAACUCUGCAAGCUGAACUCACUUAUAGACAAACAGAAGUGAAAGCAUUGAGUACCCAGGUAGAAGAAUUAAAAGAUGAGUUAGUAACUCAAAGACGUAAACAUGCCUCUAGUAUCAAGGAUCUUACCAAACAACUUCAGCAAGCACGAAGAAAGUUAGAUCAGGUUGAGAAUGGAAGCUAUGAUAAAGAAGUCAGCAGCAUGGGAAGUCGUUCCAGUUCAUCAGGGUCCCUGAAUGCUCGAAGCAGUGCAGAAGAUCGAUCUCCAGAGAAUACUGGGUCCUCAGUAGCUGUGGAUAACUUUCCACAAGUAGAUAAGGCCAUGUUGAUUGAGAGGAUAGUUAGGCUGCAAAAAGCACAUGCCCGGAAAAAUGAAAAGAUAGAAUUUAUGGAGGACCACAUCAAACAACUGGUGGAAGAAAUUAGGAAAAAAACAAAAAUAAUCCAAAGUUAUAUUUUACGGGAAGAAUCAGGCACACUUUCUUCAGAGGCAUCUGAUUUUAACAAAGUUCAUUUAAGUAGACGGGGUGGCAUCAUGGCUUCUUUAUAUACAUCCCAUCCAGCUGACAGUGGAUUAACAUUGGAACUCUCUUUGGAGAUCAACCGAAAAUUACAGGCUGUUUUGGAGGAUACAUUACUAAAAAAUAUUACUUUGAAGGAAAAUCUGCAAACACUUGGAACAGAAAUAGAACGUCUUAUUAAGCACCAGCAUGAACUGGAACAGAGGACCCAAAAAACCUAAUAGAAGCCUCUUGCUCAGUAAACAGACAAAAGUCACACCAGGAGUAGAUGCCACUGACCACUAUUGUUGGAAACUCUCUUCCACUUUAUGUUUCAGCCAGUAAAAAUUUGUUUUGCUUCAUCUGUACACAAAAGUUUCCUUUUACAAUAUGAAUGCAUUGCUGUAUAUAUUGUAAGACUGAAAGCUUUGAUGAAAUUUGUUUUUGUAUGGUGCAAUAUAACAGCCUGUCAUUGAAUCUCAACAACUUUAUUUACUUAUAUUCAUAUGAAGUGUUGAACAUUACAAGGGCUUUUAUAAAACCCUUUGUUCAUAUUUCUUCCCUUUAAAAUAUGAUGUCAAAAAUGACUCACCUUUUAAAAAUUAUGCAUGAAAAGACAGGUGGUAAGCAUUCAGUAAUAUGCUGUUUGUCCAACAUCAAGACAACUAAAAAAAAUGAUAAAAAGUUUUGUUUUACAUUCCAGCAAAACAUUGAGUGAGUUUUAGGGAUACAUAUGAAAACUUAAAUCUUUUAAUUUCAAUUUUAAUGAAAGCUGAACUUGAUAGGAAAGCUAGCUGUUGGUAACUAGCAAUGAUCAAGCAUUGUUUGCCUCUGUCAGGUUUUCUUAUCUGUUUGGGGGAUGUUUUUUCAGAUUCUGGUUGUUUGAGUUAAUGGGUGAAUUUUUAAAGUUUUUAAUUACUUAAAAUAUUAUUUUAAAUUAUAUAUGAAUUUAGAAAAUUCCUGUGGCAUUUACUUAUAUUUUAAAUUGUGAAAUGGAUUCAGUCAUUAGAGCAGAGAGAUGAAUAGUUCUUUGAAACUGAAAUGCUUUAGUUUUACUGAUACUGUGUAAAGAUAGAUAUUUAUGAAGAACCAUUUUCUAAGAGAAACCAGCAUAUGGCACUAUUAACUAUUUCAUUUGAGCACCAUUCUUUGCUAUUGAUAUAUUACUUAUGUAUUAUAAUGGAGUGACCAUAUAGGUCCCCCAAAUGUGAUGUUUCAAUAUAUUUAUUUGAAACAUAAAGUCGGCGAGAUGCAAUAGCUCACACCUGUAAUGCCACCACUUUGGGAGACCAAGGCAGGAGGAUCACUUGAGGCCAGGAAUUUAAGAACAGCCUUGGCAACAUAGCAAGACCCUCAUCUCUACGAAGAAAUUUUAAAAAGUUAUCCAGGCUUGGUGGUACAUGCUUGUAGUUCCAGCUACUUGGGAGGCUGAGGCGAUAGGAUCACUUGAGCCCAGGAGGUCAAGGCUACAGGUGAGCCAUGAUCAUGCCACUGCACUCCAGCACGAGCAACAGAACAAGACCCUGUCUCUUAAAAGACCUCACACAUACCUAAAAUAAGUAUAUCUCUGUAACCAAAGGAACUUAAUUUUAGAUUCAAUUUUUUCUAUCUUGUUGAAUUUUUUACAAUAUUUAAGAAAUACACUUAAGUGUUGCCAUAGUAUCACUAUUUCUAUGUCAUUGAAUUUUUUCUCACCCCUUAUUAUUUCUCACUUAUAAUUUCUGAGUAUGAGUUUUCAUAUUUUAUUAUUUUCAGAUCAUUAAUAAGAUACUUUGGCUCUUGUGCAGAUAUUGCAGCAAGCCUUGUUUGGUUUGGAUUUUUGCUUUCCUUUUUCUCCCACUAAGGGAAUUAAGUUUUGAGAUGAUGGAUUAAAACCCUGUGAAGAAUUGUAUGGGCUCUAAAAGUUGGGCUCAUGGUGGCAAUAUCCUUUUAAUGUGUUUUAACAUUUUUAAAUCAACUUAGCAUUGUUUAAAAAGAUAAUUUACUAAGGAUUAGAUUAUUUAAUGAAUUUUUUUCCUAUAUAUUGAGUUAGAUGUUAUCCCAAAACCAGUAUCUUUUCACUUCAAAAUGAAAAUAUAUGUUCAAAGAUAUUUUAUUUUUAGAAUAGUUCUAAAAAGUAUUAAUCUUAAUAUGUCUUGUUUUUUACCAAUAAUAAUUUAUCAAAAUAAGGGAAAGUGCAAUCAGAUCUGAAUUAUUUUACCACAUUUCUAGACAUACUACUUAACACUCCUGAAGACUACUUUGAGUAGGCAGUAUAACUAAAUUUUUCUGGUUUCUUAUAAUACAGGUUCAUAAACUAAAAUUUUUUUUUUCCCCCCAAGGCACAAAAUGUAUAAUGGAGACCAAAUUGUGAUCAGAUCCAUAGUGUCAUAUGCCUGUACACUUUAAAAUAUAUAUACAGUUUAAACAAAAAUGCACAUUCCAGUAUUAAUAUUUGUGCUACCAUCUACAAACAAUAUUUUGACUUUAUUACCUUUUUCCCUUUAAAGGUUAGAAACUUUUUUUGAAGAAAAUGCUUUAGUUUCCUUUUGUUCUUCAGUGUCUACUGUGUGCUUUUGAAUAUGGAUCAGGACUGAGCAAAGUAAUCUACAUAGAUCAGAGAUAACCUAUCUCUGUACUGAUUCACAGACAGCUCCUGAUGUAAGGAUUUAGAGGGCCUUCUCCCAUCUGAAUGAACAUAUGGUGAGAAGAAUGGGGUGUCGGAAAAGGAAAAUGAUCUGGAUAAAUCUGAGACCUGGCGGGGGGGAGGUUUGUUUUAUUUGUUCAUUAUUAGUUAUACAUAUCAAAGGCUGUUUUGGUUAGUUAGCAAUAUUUUGGUUUCUUUGAGAUUUUUUCUGUGUAUGUAUAUGUAUACACGUCAGUAGUUUUAAUUUUGAAGUGAAUACUUGCCGUGAUUUCAUUUUCCCCUUACCACUUCAGAUGUUAGCCUGUUCAUUUUUAAGGAUCUUAAAAUGGUAGAUUUGGGCAGAAGACUGAAUUUGAACUUUCAUGGUGGCUUUUUGUUUUUACAUUCUAUCUUCGUAACCAUUUAAAGCGAUGUAGCUUGAAAUUCAGUUUUAUCAGGCUACCAACAUGUUAUUUAUUUAUUUAAUAAACACAUUGAUUGAAAACCUAUACUAUUGUAUUGGCACCGUACAGGGUAUUGCGUUUAUACUAAUGAGCAGACCAGACAGGGCAUUUCCAUCCUCAUGGAGCUUAUGGUCUAAUGAAAAUAUCUGGGGCCAGGUGUGGUGGCUCACACCUAUAAUACCAGCACUUUGGGAGGCUGAGGUGGGAGGAUUGCUUGAGCCCAGGAGUUUUGAGACCAGCCUGGGCAACAUAGCAAAACCCCAUGUCUACAAAAGAUACAAAAAAUUAGCCAGAUGCAGUGGCACAUACCUGUAGUCCCAGCUACCCAGGAGGCUGAAUUGGGAGAAUCAUCUGAGCUUGGGAGGUUGAGGCUUGCAGUGAGCUAUGACUGCCGCUAUACUUCAGCUUGGGUAACAGAGCGAGACCAUGUCUCAAAAAAAAAAAAAAGGAAAGGAAAUAGCUGGAAGACAAUCAGAGCAGGUCUUGGGCCUCUGUGGCUUCUCAGCCCUUUUAACUAGGCUGAGAAGAGGGUUUAUCUACUUGUGCAAGUGGCCCAGAAAUCUCACUCUUACAUGAGGCUUUGGAAAAUCCUUUCAAAGGUACGCUGAGAGCAAAUUACUGUUUUCCUGGUCGUUCUGCACAUUUCCUAACUUUUUGUCACAAUUUGGUGUUUUAUUUUUAUUUUGAGACAGAGCCUCACUCUGUCACCAGGCACCAGGCUGGAGUGCAGUGGCACAAUCUUGGCUCCCUACAACCUCCACCUCCUGGGUUCAUGCAAUUCCCCUGCCUCAGCCUCCUGAGUAGCUGGAACUACAAGGUGCGCGACACUACGCCCAGCUAAUUUUUGUAUUUUUUGGUAGAGACGGGGUUUCACCAUAUUGGCCAGGAUGGUCUCAAUCUCUUGACCUCGUCAUCUGCCUGCCUCAGCCUCCCAAAGUGCUGGGAUUACAGGCUUGAGCCGCCGCGCCCAGCCCCGAUGUUUAUUAUUAUUUAAGAUAAAAGAAAAAUCCAAAGACCAUAAAAUGGCAUUCGAUUUUUUUACCAUUUUAUUAAAUUAUUAAUGCCUAUUUGGUGCUCAUAAAGAUUAAUCAUGUCAUGCAUGUUUCCAAACUUUCUUUUGCGAUAUAUUAUUUUCUACAAAUUGUUACAUGCAAAUUUAAACCAAGAUAGUAAAAGAAAAAAAAAAUAGAAUCCUUAAUAAUGUAAAUGUUAUUAUUCUGCUACCCAGGUGAAAAUAUUUUUAUAAAUCAUACUGUCAUUUUUGCUUUAUGAAUGUUGACUCCAGUAGCCUAUUUUUUGAUAACUUUUUUUUCAAAAGCAGGUUUUUUUGACACCAAAAUUGUUCAUUUUUAACUAACACCCGUUGGUGGCACUAGAAACCUGAACUUUUUCAAGGAUGAAGAAAGAAAUAAUUGAAAAGGUAAUCUAAAUGUGGAGAAUUUUCAGGAAAAUAAAUGAAAAAUAUAAUUGUAUAUUAAAGGUGUAUUUUUCUUCUGGAAUGGAAUUCUUUUUUAAAAAUGCAAGUGGCUAUCCAUUUUGACUGCAAUGAUGAAACUUGUUUAACUUCCAGAGGAUGUGUGUGUGUGUGUGUGUGUGUGUGUGUGUGUGUGUAUUAUACAGAUAAUCUUUAAUUUGAUUACAUUGUUCAUUUUGUAAAUAUAUUUGUAUAAAAUGAAGCUUUUCAAGAGGAUUCUAUGUAUAUAUUGUACUUAUUAAAUAGGUAAUGCCUGUUUACCAA
Molecule: messenger RNA, 7789 nt
Organism: Callithrix jacchus (white-tufted-ear marmoset)
Lineage: Eukaryota; Metazoa; Chordata; Mammalia; Primates; Cebidae
Source: RefSeq, a predicted model, not a curated record